AUGGGAAACACUCCAACAACUCCAAAUGUUACCAAGCCUUGUUCAGUAUAUAUAGUCGGUUCUCCACAUAGUGGAAAGACGACUCUAAUUAACAAUUUAGCUGACGACACUCCAGACACUCCUCAAAAAGUCUUCAAAUUGUACGUCAACAACACAACUGUUUUGGUCAACUUAGUAGAGACGCAUUCAUUAGAAGAAUACAAUCAAAUGUAUUUCAAAGAUUAUUCAACGAAAUUUGUGAUUCUUGUCAUCGACCGUUCAAGUCAAGAGUCUUAUGAAUACGCAGUAAAUGCGUGUGAUGAAGUCAAUUUUGAAUGUUUACAAAGGUUAGUGGUUGUACCCAAUAUCACUGGCACGUUACAAGUGACCGAAGACGAUUUAAAAAUGUUUGCCGCUUCUGCUUCACAUCACCCGUACUUUACAGUGGACAAUAGUGAUACUAAAUCUUGGGCUACGGAUAUCAAAAAUUGCCUUCGCGACUUAUUAACAAAAGCGUUAGCUCCCAGAGUCGAGCCCAUGAGGAAAAAGAAGCCGGUGAUUCUUCUUUAUGACGAAAAUGGCACUUUAGGAGAGAAGAGAAGAACAACAGCGCAAAUCACUUUUAAGACGCGAAAUAUAGAAAUUGGAGAGACAUUUCCUUUGGUUCAAGAAAUUGAGUCGAAAGAUGGAAAUAGUGAAAAUAAGACAUAUCAAUGGGAGUUGGAGUAUUCAAGUGGUGGAAAGUCUAAUUGUGACAUCUUUGUGGAGAACAGAAAGUACUCGUAUUUGUUCUGGGAAGGAGUUCUGAAUGGUACUUUAGAGGGUAGAAAUAUCAGUGUUAAUAGCGUAGAAGAACUUUCUGUUUUAUUAGGAAGACUCGGACUUAAUGAAAGAGAAAGAAACGAUUUUGUUGUUUAUUGGAUGAGAGAUAUUUAUAAAUUUAAAUCAAUUGGAGUUCGAUUGGUCGAAGAAGAGUAUGAGAAACAAGUGGAACUUGAAAUUGAUGGGUUUGAUAAAAAGAGAAGAGUUAUCAUUGGAAUGUUUGAUGCAAGUGGAAUGAAAUUUGAUGGAAUAGAAAGUGUUAAACAAAUUGAAAGACCUAAAGGUAAAUAUAUUAUCGAAUGGGGAGCUUUUAUAAUUCAUUAA
Molecule: messenger RNA, 1125 nt
Organism: Entamoeba invadens IP1
Lineage: Eukaryota; Evosea; Mastigamoebida; Endamoebidae
Exons: 1
Coding region: 1-1125 (374 amino acids)
Source: RefSeq, a predicted model, not a curated record